GUCCUGUCCUGCCCGGACUGCUGGAAGCGGCCGCAACGCCAUGUUGGCGAAGUCUCUCAUCUGUGCGAGAAGGAAAAUGAUGGAGAACAGACCUGUCGAGAAGAGAAGGUAGAUCGCCGACGGAGGCUGAAGACCGCGGCGAUUAUUCCGCCCCCCCGACCCGUGAAAGAAACGAACCGAGCCGGAUCCGCGGAGGUUCCGGACGGACGAAGGGAGGCGAACCCUCCCACCGUCCCCAUGAGCAGCACCGCUGACCCGAGCAGCGACUUUCCAUGAGAAAAGAGACGUUUGUGUUGCUAUCCGAGCUUCGCUGUCCCGCUUCGUUAAAGGGAUCCGCGGCCUGCUUCGACACACCGCUACGCUUGCCCCAUGCCUGCAGGCUAGCCGCCGCUCCUAUCCGUAUUUAUUCAGCUAUUGUUUUUAUUUGUUUCAUAUUUUUUUUUUGCAAUGAGUUUGCCACCGAAAGUGGUCCCCAAACAAGCCGCUGUCGCAGUGAGCGGACCUGGAAGUGGCCCCUCUCCGUCGAGCCAACUGCGGGCUACCCUGACCUCCGUGUCUCUGCCGCCGGGAGCCCAACAAGCUCCGCAGCCAGGCUCCGUGCCGCCGCCUCAGUAUCCCUUCACGCGGCCAUGGCUUGUGCUUUCAAACAUUUCCCCCCAUGUACCCAGGCAUGCUGGUCCUCCUUACACUGCUCACGACAUCACAAAGGGACACCCUAAUUUGGCGGGUACCCCGCCUGGUCAUGGCCACUCCCCGGCGCUCUCUCAGGUAUCAAUACCCACAUCUUCCCCAUAUCGCUACCCUAAGGGCUGGGAGACAGGCGGAGGGUCUCCAUACAACCCUGGACAAAAUGCUGGCUCCCCCUCUCUAGUGUACUCUCCCCAGACACAGCAAAUAAAUGCACAGCCACAGAGUCGCCCGUUUGCUACGGGCCCUCGACCGACCCAUCAUCAGGUAAUUUACCCCACUUUUUUCCAGAGGACUCAGAUGCAGACUGCUAGGCCCACCAUCCCAACAAACACGACCUCCAUACGGCCUGGCUCACAGAAUCCUACAGCCGUCUACCCCACUAAUCAGCCAAUCAUGAUGACCAUGGCACCCAUGCCUUUCCCUUCCCCGCAGGCUGCACAGUACUACAUCCCACAGGUUUCUCCUUGUCCUCUUUACUUGCAGUAUCGCCACAGUCAACCCUAUGUGGGAGCUCCUCAGCAGUAUUCUGUUCAGCCCCCAGGGUCUGGCACCUUCUAUACUGGUCCUGGGCCAGGGGAGUACCCUGCCCCAUAUCAUCCCCUCAGGUACCACCCACCUGUCUCGCCCUCUGUCCCUGCUCCCGUACCCACAGCUGGCCCACCUUACUACCCAGGACAGCCUGUGUACCCCCCAUCACCCCCCAUCAUAGUGCCUACACCACAGCAACCUCCACCAGCCAAGCGUGAGAAGAAAACAUCCUCCCAGAUCCGUAUCCGGGACCCCAAUCAGGGUGGCAGGGACAUCACAGAGGAGAUCAUGGCAGGGGGUUCAGGGAGCAGGAAUUCAACGCCUCCUGUAGGUCACCCCUCCUCUACCCCCACCCCACCCCAGCAGCUGAGCAGCAGCCAGACUCCAGAGCCGCAGCCUCCUCAACCACACCAGGCCCACACUGGAGGCUACACCUUGGAGUCCCUGCAGCCCCAGCAGCCCCAACAGCAGCAGCAGCCCCAACAGCAACAGCAACCACAGCAUCCCCAGCAGCCACAGCAGCAUCCUCAACAGCCACAGCAGCAGCCCCAACAGCAACCCCAGCAUUCCCAACAGUCCCAGCAUCCACAGCAGCCCCCACAGCCCCCACAGCCUCAACAGCCACAGCAGCCACAGCAACAGCCACAUCAGCCCCAACAGCCACCCCCACAGCCACAGCAACCCCCACAGCCACAGCAACCCCAACAGCCACAGCAGCUCCAAGAGCCACAGCAACAGCCCCAGCAGCACCAACAUCAGCUGCCGUUGACAAAAGGAGCCUCCGACACCAAACCAGGGCCAGAUGAUGCGCCAAAACUGCAGCCAGUUGUCCAGAAGUCUUCCUCACCUGGGCUUGUGCAGCCUGAAGCCCCCGUGGAGAGACCGGAGGACAACACACCUGAAGCUGAGCCCACUCCUCCUGCAAGUGAACCGGAGCUUCCCCUCCCCGCCUCGCUCAGCACCCCUGUCAAUCUCACACUUACAGCGGCCAACUCAAGUGAACGUCCCUCAGCCAGGGAGUCAGUCUGUUCUCACUUGUCCUCAGUCGAGGAGCAGAAACCCUCUUUGGCGCCACCUCAGCCUCCCAACACAGACAAGCCUCUCUUAGACGCCCCAAGAACUCUGGCUGCCUUGUCUGUAGCAGCCCCCACGGCUUUGAACGGCCUUACCGAGUCCGGGACUGAGCUGGAGACAGCGGGCCAUGAGCCUUCUCUCAUGCCCCCUGCUGCACUCCAGCCCCAAGCCUCUAGUCCUGCUUACAGAGAAGCCUCCUCUGAAACUUUGCCUUCUGACAUGAGGCCACAGGUUCCCAUUGCUGCUGCGCUGGCCCCUAUGGCUCCUGUGGCUGUGGUGCCAGUUACCCUGAGCUCGAGCCCGGCCCCAGCUUUGCCCGUGAUGCUUCCCCCUGGCCUUCCGCCUCUAGUGCAGGCCACAACAGAGGCUGACGAGCCGAGCAAAUCCAUAGACACUAAAGACCUUGUACCCAGAGCAGGGUUGGAGGCACAAGGUGGCAUUACUGACAGCAAGACAGAGUCCCAGCAUCAAGCACUCAUCAGGAAGAGCCCCACAACAGUAAAUCAGACGGCUUCUGCGAUACCAAAGACCUGGAGGAAACCAAAUGAAGGGAUCUCUGCUGGAGACGCACCUCAAAAGCAGGAUGAGGACAAGCCAAUGUCAGUGGAUCAACCUGCUGGAGACCAGGCCCUGCAGGCAGCUCCAUUGAGCAACAGCCCUGUGGCUCUAGCAACAGUCUUCACAUCCACCCCUGCUCCCGCCAGCAGCCCAGAGGCUGACGGGAAAGUCGCCGUCCCAGAGGAGAACGGUGAGGCUGAGAUGGAGCCCAUGAGGAACGGAGCGGGCCACACCUCAGAGACGGAGAGCUGCGACAGCGGAGCCACCCCUGGGGACAAGGAGAAUUCCACAGGAGCUACACAGGAUAUAGACGACCUGGCCGAUCCCAGUGGGAAGCGUCAGUAUAACAGGGACUUCCUGUUGUGCUUCCAGUUCAAGCCUGCCUGCAUACAGAAGCCUGAGGGACUCCCACCAAUCAGUGACGUGGUGCUAGACAAGAUGAACCAAAACAAGUUGCCAUCCCGAGUCCCGGAAUCUCGGGUGAUUUCCAGAGGACCUGAUUUCACACCUGCCUUUGCAGAUUUUGGCAGACAGAUGAUGGGAGGACGAGGCGCUCCACUUAUAAACCUUGGGGCGCGGCGACCACCACCCAGGAAGAUCAUCAUGACCCUGUCUGUGCACGACGAUGUUCAGCUGAAGAAAUCAGAGAAUGCCUGGAAACCAGGCAUGAAGAGGGAAAGCCUCCCAGCCGAACCAGAGUCCAACCAAACACAGGACCUGUUCAAGAAGGUCCGCAGCAUCCUGAACAAGCUGACACCUCAGAAGUUCAACCAGCUGAUGAAGCAGGUGACGGACCUGACCAUCGACACUGAGGAGCGGCUCAAAGGAGUCAUCGACCUGGUGUUUGAAAAGGCCAUCGACGAGCCCAGCUUCUCGGUGGCCUACGGGAACAUGUGCCGCUGCCUCGUCACGCUCAAAGUGCCCACCACUGACAAACCCAACAACACAGUGAACUUUCGCAAACUGCUGCUAAACCGCUGUCAGAAGGAGUUUGAGAAAGACAAGGUGGAUGAUGUGGUGUUUGAGAGGAAGCAGAAGGAGCUGGACUCUGCUGCAUCGACGGAUCGUGACCGACUUCAGGUAGAGCUGCAGCAGGCCAAGGACAUUGCCCGGCGGCGAUCCAUCGGCAACAUAAAGUUCAUUGGUGAACUCUUCAAGCUAAAGAUGCUAACGGAGGCCAUCAUGCAUGACUGCGUGGUGAAGCUGCUGAAGAACCAUGACCAAGAAUCUUUAGAGUGUCUGUGCAGGCUGUUCACCACCAUCGGCAAGGACCUUGACUUUGAGAAGGCCAAGCCUCGGAUGGAUCAGUAUUUUAACCAGAUGGAAAAAAUCGUCAAAGAGAGGAAGACGUCUUCUCGGAUACGGUUCAUGUUACAGGAUAUUAUAGACCUGAGAUUGCACAACUGGGUGUCAAGAAGAGCCGACCAGGGUCCGAAAACCAUCGAGCAGAUCCACAAGGAGGCAAAGAUUGAAGAGCAGGAGGAGCAGAGAAAAGUACAGCAGGCACUGCUCUCCAAGGACACCAAGAGACGGCCAGAUCCAAGGGAGCAGAGAGAGCAGAGAGAUCAGCGAGUACAGAGAGAGGAGACCUGGAACACUGUGCCCAUGACGAAGAACAGCAGGACCAUCGACCCCAACAAGAUCCCAAAGAUCUCCAAGCCUCAGAUGGACGAGAAGAUCCAGCUGGGCCCCCGGGCUCAAGUCACAUGGGGGAAGGGCAGCAGUGGAGGAGCCAAGGCCAAUGACUCAGAACUUUCACGCACAGCGGGCGUCAACCGCUUCUCAGCGCUGCAGUCCACCCCCUCACCUCAACCCUCCACCACUCCUCCACAGAACCCAGACUUCGACGCCAGGACAACUCUGGGAAGUCGUAGCAGUACAGGCAGAGAGCGCAGCGACAAGCCGCUGAUCUCUGCACCGCCAUCUGUACGGCCUGGUCCGUUCACCAGGGGAAGCAGUUCAAAGGAGCUGCUGGAGAGUCAAGCCCAGGAGGAGCCGCGAAGAGACAGGGAGCGUGAGGGAGCCGAACCCCGGAGACCGAGUGUCACCGAGGACAAACCUGAGCCAGAGCGCAGCAGAGUCCGAGAGCCUGUGAAACCUGAGCCUGUCCAGACGAGAGAGAAACCUGCUCGGUCUGAGGAGGAGAUCGAGAGGAAGUCCAAGUCCAUCAUCGACGAGUUCCUGCACAUUAAAGAUUUCAAGGAGGCAGUUCAGUGUGUGGUGGAACUUGAUCUGGGCUCUCAGUCUCACAUCUUCAUACGCGUGGGGGUGGAGUCGACUCUGGAGCGCAGUCAGAUCACACGGGACCACUUGGGCCAGCUCCUCUUCCAGCUGGCGCAGAAGGGAAUCCUGCCCAAACCCCAGUUCUACAAAGGGUUUGCAGACACGCUGGAGCAAGCGGACGACAUGGCCAUCGACGUUCCCCACAUCUGGCUGUACCUGGCCGAGCUGCUCAGCCCUGUGCUGAAGGAGGGGGGCUUCUCUAUGAGAGAGCUCUUUAGUGAAUUAAGCAAACCUUUGCUUCCUGUGGGAAAAGCUGGGAUCUUGAUCUCUGAAAUACUGCUCAUACUAUGCAAACAAAUGGGCCAUCGUACUGUGGCUUCUCUGUGGGAAGAAUCAGGCCUCAACUGGACUGACCUUCUGCCGGAGGAAGAGGAUGUCCAGGCUUUCAUCUCACAACAGAAACUCCAGUUUCUUCAGUCGGACGCCUCUAGCUCUGAGGCGACUCUGUCCGAAAGAAUCUGGUCUCCCGAGGAGCUGAGACAACAGCUGGAGAGACUCCUGCUGGAGGACAUGGCCAGUGACGAGCAGAUCUUCGAUUGGGUGGAGGAGAACCUGGAUGAAUCUCAGAUGAGCUCGUCUCACUUCCUGAGGGCGUUGAUGACGGCUGUGUGUAAGGCAGCAGUGAAAGAUAACACCAACUGUCGAGUGGACACGGCCCUCAUUCAGAAGAGAUUGCCUGUAUUACUCAAGUACCUUAACUCAGACACUGAGCGACAGCUGCAAGCACUUUAUGCACUUCAGUCGUUGAUCGUCGCCCUCGAUCAGCCUCCAAACCUCCUCCGGAUGUUCUUCGACUGUCUCUACGACGAGGACGUCAUCUCCGAGGACGCGUUCUACAAGUGGGAGACGAGCAAAGACCCGGCCGAGCAGCUGGGUAAGGGCGUGGCCCUUAAGUCCGUCACGGCCUUCUUCACCUGGCUGCGGGAGGCGGAGGAGGAGUCGGAAGAUAAUUGACGAGGGGAGACCCCCGGGGGACAUGACGUAGUAGAACUACAUCCUUACAGCAGAACAAACGUUCAAAAUGGGUGCGUGAGCAGGACGACAUGUUUACGGCUGGAAUUUUUUUCUGCGGUACGGUUCUGAAACAUGCCGCCAUUUUGAGUUUGGAUUCCAACGGCAGAAGCACUAAAUACCUGUAUUAUACAUAGAAAAUAUUUUUGUUUUAAAUUUUAACUUACUUUUCUUUUGUUACUUUAUAAGAAGAGACUUAAGAUACAUAGGUUCCGGACUCUUUAAUUUAUUAUUUUUUUAAGGACUGCAAAUAUGAAAGUUAUUUAACAUUUGCAGAUGCUCACGACAACAGAACAGAAAUAACAUAUAAUUAAUUAUAAUAACAAAAAUAAUAAUGAAAUGAAAUGGCCUCCCCGGACUCCACACUGUUUGGUUUAAAACAGGGUAAAGCAAAGUUAUUUGGGAUGAAGGGGACGCAAAGAUAAAAAUCAAAUGGAUGCACAGGAACUGUCACCGAUGUCCGUGUGUGACGGCCAGGGGUCAAAGGUCAUCCUCCUGAUAACCACAGAGCCUCGGCCUAUUCUGCGUUGAUAUGUACAUACACCUCACGAGAGGUCGGGGUAUGCAUUCAUGAAGCGAUGCAGGUCAGUCCACAGAACUGUCGAAAAACAAACGCAGACGAUCAAACCAGAUACAUUCAAUCGAAAAAAUGCAACUUUAAAAAGCAAAUGGCCAGGUUCGCUGAGCAAGAAACAAGACAUGCUUGUAAUACUCCAGACCUACAGAGCAGGUUCAACGCUUGUAAAAACAUUAAAGACAAAAAAAGGUAUUUAAAAAUG
Pleuronectes platessa (European plaice) is the source of this 6923-nucleotide messenger RNA. Its product is annotated as eukaryotic translation initiation factor 4 gamma 3. Gene Ontology annotation, molecular function: translation initiation factor activity; mRNA binding; protein binding. Gene Ontology annotation, cellular component: eukaryotic translation initiation factor 4F complex. The transcript has 33 exons. The record is from RefSeq and is a predicted model, not a curated record. Lineage: Eukaryota; Metazoa; Chordata; Actinopteri; Pleuronectiformes; Pleuronectidae. Bases 448 to 6087 code for a protein of 1879 amino acids.